Messenger RNA from Equus caballus (horse), 1844 nucleotides. RefSeq names its product Rh family B glycoprotein (gene RHBG). Gene Ontology annotation, biological process: ammonium homeostasis; ammonium transmembrane transport. Gene Ontology annotation, molecular function: ammonium channel activity. Gene Ontology annotation, cellular component: plasma membrane. NCBI's taxonomy places the organism in Eukaryota, Metazoa, Chordata, Mammalia, Perissodactyla, Equidae. The record is from RefSeq and is a predicted model, not a curated record.
GCCUGGCCCCUGUGAAACCUGCCCGGCCGGCUCCGGGAGCGUCUGCCCAGCGCCUCGCGCCCAGAGCCCGAGCCGGAGCAGGAGCCUCGCACGCAGCCUCUGUCCCAUGGCCAGGUCCCCCCGCUGCGCCGCGGGCCGGCGACUGCAGCUGCCCCUACUGUGUCUCUUCCUCCAGGGCGCCACCACCAUCCUCUUUGCGGUCUUUGUCCGCUACGACCAGGAAACCGACGCGGCCCUCUGGCACUGGGGCAACCACAGUAAUGCGGACAAUGAAUUUUACUUUCGCUACCCAAGCUUCCAGGAUGUGCACGCCAUGGUCUUCGUGGGCUUCGGCUUCCUCAUGGCCUUCCUGCAGCGUUACGGCUUCAGCAGCCUGGGCUUCACCUUCCUCCUGGCCUCCUUUGCUCUGCAGUGGUCCACGCUCGUCCAGGGCUUCUUCCACUCCUUCCACAGCGGCUGCAUCCACGUUGGUGUGGAGAGCAUGAUCAACGCUGACUUCUGCGCUGGGGCUGUACUUAUCUCCUUUGGGGCCAUACUGGGCAAGACUGGGCCGGCUCAGCUGCUGCUCAUGGCCCUGCUGGAGGUGGUGCUGUUUGGCAUCAAUGAGUUUGUGCUCCUAAGUCUCUUGGGGGUGAAGGAUGCAGGAGGCUCCAUGACUAUCCACAUGUUUGGUGCCUACUUCGGGCUGGCCGUCUCACGGGUCCUCUAUAGGCCCCAGCUGGAGAAGAGCAAGCAUCGCCAGGGCUCCGUCUACCAUUCAGACCUCUUUGCCAUGAUUGGGACCAUCUUCCUGUGGAUCUUCUGGCCUAGUUUCAACUCUGCACCCACUAUGCUGGGGGACGGGCAGCAUCGGACAGCCCUGAACACAUACUACUCCCUGACCGCCAGCACCCUCAGCACCUUCGCUUUGUCAGCCCUUGUCGGGGGGGAUGGGCGGCUGGACAUGGUCCACGUCCAGAAUGCAGCACUGGCUGGAGGGGUUGUGGUGGGGACAUCAGCUGAAAUGAUGCUGACACCCUUUGGGGCUCUGGUAGCUGGGUUCCUGGCUGGGACUGUCUCCACGCUGGGGUACAAGUUCUUCACGCCCGUCCUUGAGUCAAAAUUCAAAGUCCAAGACACAUGUGGAGUCCACAACCUUCAUGGAAUGCCUGGGGUCCUGGGAGCCCUCCUUGGGGUCCUUGUGGCUGGGCUGGCCACCCAUGAAGCUUAUGGAGAUGGCUUAGAGAGCGUGUUUCCGCUCAUGGCAGAGGGCAAGCGCAGUGCCACGUCUCAGGCCAUGUAUCAGUUCUUCGGGAUGUUUGUCACACUGAUGUUUGCCUCUGUGGGCGGGAGCCUUGGAGGGUUCCUGCUGAGGCUGUCCUUCCUGGGCUCCCCACCAGACUCUCAGUGCUACGAGGACCAGAUUUACUGGAAGGUGCCUGGGGAGCAUGAGGAUGAAGCCCAGGGGGCUUUGAGGGUGGAAGAACCAGACACUCAGGCCUAACUUGCUUCCAGCCCUUGAGAGGACGCUCUCCUUUUAGAAGAUGAGGACUGCCUAGCGUUGGAAAGUUCUUCUUUUCUAGCUCCCAUCCCUCUUGCUGCAAAAAAGAAGUUGUGAGAGGAAGGAGCUUCCUUUCCAUGGGCAGCAUUGGGGGAGGGGCAGUAGACGGCGGGGAGAUGGAAGAGCAGUGGGCUAACUAGCCUGUAGGGGGAGAACCUCACGCAGCCCCACCCCGCCACCCCUCUGCCUGCAAGUGAGGCGCCCAAGUGACUGCUGAUCCACUGGUACAGCAUCACACAGUUACGGGGAAGUCUGAGCCAGGGCCUGGCUCUCUGAGGGUGAUAAACACCACUGUCACCAAGGA